CUCCGGCCCAUGGCUUCUGACCACAGCUCUGCAGUUCUCGACUAUGGCUCCGUGGCUUCUGCUGCUGGCACGUCCCAUGUCAUGGGUGGCACCAGUGUCCAGCCAGGGGCCUGGCCUGGCAUUGUCAGCAUCCAGGCCACCUGGGAGAACGGCACGUGGCACAUGUGCACCGGUGUCCUCCUCAGCUCCCAGUGGGUCCUCACGGUCGCACACUGCUUCGCCAGGGGCGGGGACAUCUCCACGUGGGAGGUGGUGUUGGGGGCCAUAGAUCUGACUCAGCUGGGCCCUGAGGCUGAGGUGAGACACAUCCAGAGGCUCCUGGUACACCGGCACUACGUGCCUGCCACGGCGAGGAAUGACAUCGCCCUGCUGGAGCUGGAGCAGCCCGUGGAGUGCAGCGACUACAUCCAGCUGGGCUGCGUGCCCGACGCCUCGCUCAGGGUCUCGGAGCUGAAAUCCUGCUACAUCGCCGGCUGGAACUUUGCCAGAGCUCAGGGAACAGGCAUGGUGCUGCAGGAGUCCAAGGUCCACCUGAUGGACACGGAGCUCUGCAACAGCAGCCGGUGGUAUGCGGGGACCAUCCACCCCCGCAACCUGUGUGCUGGGUACCCGCAGGGCAGCAUCGACACCUGCCAGGGGGACAGUGGGGGUCCCCUCGUCUGCAAGGACAACAGAGCCGACUACUUCUGGCUUGUGGGAAUGAACAGCUGGGGAAAAGGCUGUGACAGAGCCAGGCACCCCGGGGUCUACACCUCCACUCAGCACUUCUACAACUGGAUCCUGCUCCAGACGGGCCUGAGCCCAGCAGAAAGAGCCGGUCCAGCACCGGAGCCAGUUGUCACCUUGGCCCCUGAGCAGAGUCUGGAACCAGAGGAACCAGAAGAACCAGAGGAACCAGAGGAACCAGAGGAACACAUCCGCUUGACCCCCGAGUACAGCCAGCGACCAGUGGUGACAUCCUCGGGCACGUCACUGCCCGUGCUGUUCCCACACCAGAUCCUGGUGCAAUUCUGGAAUCUGCUGCAGGAGUUCCUGCAGUUUCUGAAGGACAAAGAAGCUUGAGCAGCAACAGGAUGAGCAGGACCCAGGGCUACAGUGGACCACAGCAUUUCCUGCCAGGCCAAAGGUAGCCUUGGGCCAGAGGCUUCUCUGUCCUGCCCGUGCUGCUCUGCUGUGGCCACACCGAUGCUGAUGUGACUGAAGGGUUGAAGUAAAGUUUCUGCAUUCAUCAUUAACCGUGUUUUCAGCCCUGCUCAGUGCACCCACAAGCUCAGAGAGUCCCUGC
This is a messenger RNA of Poecile atricapillus (Black-capped chickadee), 1285 nucleotides long. RefSeq names its product acrosin-like. Gene Ontology annotation, biological process: acrosome reaction; proteolysis. The record is from RefSeq and is a predicted model, not a curated record. Bases 10 to 1062 code for a protein of 350 amino acids. The transcript is spliced from 4 exons. NCBI's taxonomy places the organism in Eukaryota, Metazoa, Chordata, Aves, Passeriformes, Paridae. Gene Ontology annotation, molecular function: serine-type endopeptidase activity.